Mesorhabditis spiculigera is the source of this 585-nucleotide messenger RNA. The record is from the annotation of a GenBank genome assembly. NCBI's taxonomy places the organism in Eukaryota, Metazoa, Nematoda, Chromadorea, Rhabditida, Rhabditidae.
AUGUCAGAAGCCGGGAUAAGCCGAUCGAAUUGGCUCACAUGGGCCGGUCUUGCUGGGGCCGCUUUCGUUGGCUAUGCCAUUUAUUUUGACUACAAGCGCCGUUCCGCGCCCGACUAUAAGCAGAAGGUUCGCGAAAAUCGUCGCCGAAAAGCACUUCGUAAGGGCGGUCGGGUUGUGGCGGCUCGUGGAAACCCAAUGGGUUUGCCGGAUCCGCGCAACCCCGCUUCAAUGCAGGCGUUCUUCCUGCAAGAGGUUCAACUCGGCGAGGAGUUGAUGGCAGCCGGCAAUGUCGAGCAAGGCGCUUUGCACAUUGCUAACGCCAUUAUCUUGUGCGGCCAAUCGCAGCAGUUGAUGACCAUAUUCGAGCAGACGCUGCCGCCUGAGCAAUUCGCUGCUGUGCUACAAGUACUGCCCAGUGCACGAGCGCGCCUUGCGGACAUGUUCGAAACGGCUGCCGAUGACCUUGAUCAGGGCCCGGUGAUCGAUGGAAGCUUUAUUCAGAUGUCAUCCGGCGAGCCUAACUUUUCAAGCGAACCGCGGAGGUCUGGAAUUGAAGUUACGGAAUUAAUCGACGAAGAGCUGGAA